AUGUUGUGUCGCAAAGCCCGCCGACAGUCGCAAUAUGUUGAGAGACCUUUGGAGGCCGGAUCGGACGAUAAAAUCGAAGUAUUCGAGAGCCAGAAAGAUCAAGAGACCGAAAGCCCCAAGCAAAAUGAGCCAAAUAUCGGGGAGAGACUCACCUGUUGUAUCUCCUGCCGAUACUUCGGAUUCCGAUCGGAGCUCAUGAUGGAUGGCGAUGAGGCUUCCACCGGUGUUCAACCAGUAGGAGUGAGUGCUGAUGAAUUGAUUCGAGGCAAAGUGAGAGAAGAUGGCGCAAGGAGGAUGAAGCUCUGGACGUUCGAAGAAGCACAGGCCGAUCUGGGGGAGAUAAGCGAUAACCGGAUAUUCCUUGAUCCGGCGGUGGCGGAGUAUUCUGCCGGUAUCGCGGGGCACGGAGUUCUUUUUUUCGGACUGUUUGUUGGUCAGUGA
This is a messenger RNA of Penicillium crustosum, 441 nucleotides long. RefSeq lists its product as uncharacterized. The record is from RefSeq and is a predicted model, not a curated record. NCBI's taxonomy places the organism in Eukaryota, Fungi, Ascomycota, Eurotiomycetes, Eurotiales, Aspergillaceae. Bases 1 to 441 code for a protein of 146 amino acids. The transcript is spliced from 2 exons.